Messenger RNA from Schistocerca gregaria, 1585 nucleotides. Its product is annotated as nucleoporin NUP42-like. The transcript has a single exon. Bases 451 to 1497 code for a protein of 348 amino acids. Gene Ontology annotation, molecular function: metal ion binding. The record is from RefSeq and is a predicted model, not a curated record. NCBI's taxonomy places the organism in Eukaryota, Metazoa, Arthropoda, Insecta, Orthoptera, Acrididae.
ACAGUCUGCGUUCAUGCGAUUUCAAAUUUGCAGUGUUUCAGGGAAAGAAACUAAAAUAAUAAAAUAUAAACUUAGAAGGUGCAAAAGCUCAAAAUGAAAAAGCUUAACGAAAGUAGGUUAACUCCUGCUGUUGGCAGACGACGACUCCCUUCCCCCAAUGUAAACGACAAAUAGUUCUUCCUGACAAACCAACAUCAUAAUGAAUUUUGAGUCACUAGAAUAUUGAAUGCAGCAUGUGGAACCGACAACUGACAGCUCUACUGCAGCUUGAGCCACUGGCGUCGAUUAAGUUGCAAUUAGGAACUCAGGCUUACGGAUGUUGAUCUUCUCUUCAACGAACGUCCUUGCAACAACGCAGAGUUGAAGUUCUUAGCAGAAAAGUCUUUGGGUUGUUUUGGGAAACAGCAUGGUGCUGAUGGUGAUCGGGAAGUACGUUUUGAAGUGCUGAAGAUGGUUGUAUGUCGAUACUUUCUACAAGGCAUAUGUAAGUUUGGAAGUAACUGUAGAUAUGAACACUCAUACCGCGAAUAUGAAAACGAAGGAUCACCAACGAGUAGUUACAGAAGAACUUACGGUGGACAGUAUCAUGAGAGUGCAAACAGAUACAACACCGCCCCUCAGAAUCCAGCACUCUCCAACAUACGGGAUCUAAUGCAAGUUGUUAUAAAUGAGUUGAAUCUAAGUGAGCGAGGUGGGCAAUGGCCGCUAUCAUGUUUUGCUCCUUUUAAGGAGAAGCCAUGUUAUCCAGGUCUGGACGAUUACUCUCCUGAGGAAGUGCGAUGGCAGAUGUACGAGGCUGUGAAGUCAGGUUCUGUUGACGAGUGUAAAAGACGCAUCCAACAACUCCAUGAGUCAUACAAGGUGAAGAAAAAUAAUAUUCUUCAUCCUACUGCUGAAACGUAUGCAGUCGUUGAAAAGCUUUUCAAGGGUGAAAUUACAGCAACAAACUUCGCGCCGUUGCCUGCUGCACCACCUGCAAACUUCUCUUUCAACAUGUCAAAUAGCGGGGAGAGGCGAGCAACACCCAGUCUAUUUGGUGGUGGGGCGGUUGCAGUUGGCGGCGUUAACAAUAACAACACACCAAAUCUUUUUGGCGGAUCUGGAGAAACUGUUCAACAAAGAAGUGUAUUUAACGUGACAGCACAAGGCAUUCCUACAGCUAACGUGUUUGGAAAUAGACAGACAUCAGCGCCAGCACCCAUGUAUGGUGGCACAGGUGCAGUUACAAACAAUGUGUUCCAUGUUGAAACGGGAAACUUGAAUAAGAGCAACUUUUUUGCGAACAACUCGCAACAGAUGUCAUUUGAUAAGUCACUUCAACAGCCUGCUGGUUUUACACAGCAAAGUGCCCAAGUAGGAAACGUGUCAGCUGUACAAACUGAUGUUUAUACAAAUCUGAAUGAACUUGUGGAAUCUGAACGAAAUUCAUUUAGUGCACAGACAUUUGCAAUGGGUCAUAUACCCAAAAGGCCGCCACCAAGAGAAUUCUGCGUGUAGCAGCUUAAAUUAUUGAUUCAAAAUUGACAUGAGCGAUGCUUACCCAUUCUUUUAAAAGCAUACAAAAAUAAAUGAUAUUGAACUCUUU